AUGAAGAAGAACGUCCCAAUUCUUACUACUCAACUUUACCUUUCCUUGUUUCUGCACAUUAUCACCGGCCUACUUGUGGCGGCUAGAGAUUCGCCACCUAUCUACACUCCGGUGGAAGAUAUCACGGUUAAAUGUGGCUAUUCCGGCAACUUAUUAAAUGAAUGUGAUGAACGAUAUUGGCACGGAGAUAUCAACUCAAACUUUUCCCCCACAACUGGCAGUGACACAUCCAUGUUUAGAGAAGCACCUCAUUCGUACACCAUCCACCGAGUGUCUUACACCACAGCGCGCCUUUCGCGCUCUGAAUUUACUUACAGUUUUAAACUCACUUCAGGCCAAAAGUUCAUCCGCUUGUAUUUCAACCCAGUUUCAUAUGGUCCUGACUUUGACCGAUCCAAAGCCCUCUUCUCAGUCAAAGCCAGUGGCUUUACCCUUCUCCACGACUUCAACACUUCAGUCACUGCCGAUGGGUACGGAAUAGAGACGAUAUACAGAGAGUUCUGUCUCAACAUGGAGUCAUCAGAACAGAGCUUGAACAUCACCUUCACACCGAGUCCGAGCCUAGUAAGCCCAGAUGCGUAUGCGUUUAUCAACGGCAUUGAAAUUGUAUCCAUGCCCACCAAUCUUUACUUCACUGCAGCCCAAAGCCUUGGGGUAGGACUCGUAGGAAACAACUUCAAUUUUCACAUCGAAAACAACUCUGCUCUGGAGACGGUGUACCGAAUAAACGUUGGUGGAAAGUCAUUAUUUUUCAGUGAAGACACCGGCAUGUAUCGCAAUUGGGGAGGCGAGCAAGAAGAGCCCAAGUACUUAGACGAUUUAAGCAUUGAGUUUAGUGUUUUACCACAAAAAAGUAGUAUCGAACUCAACUUUACUGAAAUAGCAAAGUACUCUGCUCCAGAAGAACUUUACCAUACUGGUCGGUCAAUGGGCUGGAACAAGACCAUAAACAAGAGCUAUAAUCUCACCUGGAAUCUCCCAGUUGACCCCAAGUUUUAUUACCUGGUUAGGCUUCAUUUCUGCGAGUUUGAACCUAACAUUGUCAAUUCCAGAGACCGAAAUUUUCUUAUCUACAUAGCCAACGAUCUCGCUGAAGAAGGAGCGGAUAUCAUCAUGUGGAGUGGCGGAAAUGGGAGACCAGUGCACCAUGACUACCUUGUGUUCGUGACUGGCCUUGCAGCUUCAGAAAGCUGGAAGAAAGUAAAUCUCUCCAUAGCAUUGCGAGCACACCCAGAUGAUUCUAUGACGAAUUACAACGAUGCAAUCUUGAAUGGGCUCGAAAUAUUCAAAUUAAAUGACACAAGUGGCAAUCUCGCCGGACACAACCCAAACCCACCUCCUAUGUCGACCCCAAAAAAGGCGUUGCCGCCCAGCCCAGAGAGAACCAACACCGAGUUAACGCGGAAUCCUAUGCUUGCCAUUAUCGCCGGUGUAGUUUCCACCGUCACAAUUGUAAUGUUUCUUGGGUUAAUCUUGGUUUUCAGGCAACAACAGAAACUCAAAGCCUCCUCGUGCUCCAGCAACAGAACAACCAACUCAUCUUUACCCUCCGCUUUGUGUCACUACUUUUCCCUGGAGGAGAUUAAAGCCGCCACCCGAAACUUCAGCGAUAUUUGUAUUAUUGGGCGCGGCGGGUUUGGCAAUGUGUAUAAAGGGUACAUCGAUGGUAGGGCUACUCCCGUUGCAAUCAAACGGCUGAAACCCGGGUCCUCGCAAGGGGCCCACGAGUUCAAGACAGAGAUCGAGAUGCUCUCCCAAUUACGCCACCGUCAUUUGGUGUCGUUGAUUGGAUAUUGUGUGGAUGAAAGGGAGAUGAUCUUAGUGUAUGAUUUCAUGGACCGUGGGACCCUUAGUGACCAUCUCUACCACAAAGAUAACCCAUCUCUUCUCUGGGAGCAACGGCUUGAGAUCUGUAUCGGGGCGGCGCGUGGACUUCAUUACCUUCACACGGGAGCAAUGUGCACAAUCAUUCACCGUGACGUGAAGAGCACCAACAUCUUGUUGGACGAGAAAUGGAUCGCUAAGGUUUCUGAUUUUGGGUUGUCAAAAAUGGGCGCCACCACCAUGUCUAACGCCUACAUAAGCACUGUGGUGAAGGGUAGUUUUGGCUAUCUAGACCCGGAAUAUUAUCGUCGUCAGCAGCUGAGUGUGAAGUCUGACGUGUACUCCUUCGGUGUAGUAUUGUGUGAGGUAUUGUGUGGAAGGCCAGCGGUUGUGCGUAUGGUAGAGAGGAGGCAGAUGAGCCUGGCUGAAUGGGCCAAGACUUGUCAUCGCAAUGGGACACUUAAUGAAAUCAUUGACCCUUGCUUGAAGGGCAAGGUUGCGGGCCUUUGCUUUAAUAAAUUCGUUAAGAUUGCGAUGAGUUGCAUGCAUGAUAAUGGGAUUGAACGGCCAUCGAUGGCUGACGUUGUGAGAGAGCUUGAAUUUGCUUUGAAGCUUCAACGGAGUGCUGACGACGAUAUGGACUUCAAUAUUGUUGAAAACAAUAUUUGUGAAGAUGAGGUUGCCUUCAUCAAAGACAAGGAAGGGUCUGGUAAAAGUGAGCAAAGUUGUGCGACCGACGAAUCCAUUAAAUUUAUUUCUGAGACAAUCUUCUCUGAGAUCAACAAUCCGGAUGGGAGAUGA
This is a messenger RNA of Prunus armeniaca (apricot), 2625 nucleotides long. The record is from the annotation of a GenBank genome assembly. NCBI's taxonomy places the organism in Eukaryota, Viridiplantae, Streptophyta, Magnoliopsida, Rosales, Rosaceae.